Messenger RNA from Anopheles gambiae (African malaria mosquito), 1683 nucleotides. RefSeq names its product small ribosomal subunit protein eS6 (gene RpS6). The record is from RefSeq and is a predicted model, not a curated record. The transcript is spliced from 3 exons. NCBI's taxonomy places the organism in Eukaryota, Metazoa, Arthropoda, Insecta, Diptera, Culicidae. Gene Ontology annotation, biological process: translation. Gene Ontology annotation, molecular function: structural constituent of ribosome. Gene Ontology annotation, cellular component: ribosome. Bases 149 to 1456 code for a protein of 435 amino acids.
GCCCGUCUGCACGGUACACGCUUGACAGCUGCCAAACGUCAUUUGCGCGACGGAAAACGGAAGUCGGCAACGGUGUUCAGCUUGGCAGAAUCGGUCCAUUUUGACAGCCUUUUUACUCUCCUCGAGUGUAUGGGAAUAGACGUGUAAAAUGAAGUUGAACGUAUCGUUUCCCGCUACGGGGGCUCAGAAGACCUUCGAGAUCCCCUCGGACGACCACAAGCUGCGUCACUUCUAUGACAAGCGUAUGGGCACGGAGAUCGGCGCCGAUCAUCUCGGUGAGGAAUGGAAGGGUUACAUCCUGAAGAUUGCCGGCGGUAACGACAAGCAGGGUUUCCCCAUGAAGCAGGGUGUGCUGACGAACACUCGUGUCCGUCUGCUCCUGAAGAAGGGCCACUCGUGCUACCGCCCGCGCCGUGCCGGCGAGCGCAAGCGCAAGUCGGUGCGUGGUUGCAUCGUCGACCAGAACCUGUCCGCCCUGGCACUGGUGAUCGUGCGCAAGGGCGAGAAAGACAUUCCCGGGCUGACCGACGUGAACGUGCCGCGCCGUCUCGGUCCGAAGCGUGCGAGCAACAUCCGCAAGCUGUACAACCUGAGCAAGGAGGAUGAUGUGCGCCACUACGUCGUCAAGCGCCCGCUGCCGGUGAAGGAGGGCCAGAAGCCGCGCUUCAAGUCGCCGAAGAUCCAGCGUCUGAUCACGCCGGUGGUGCUGCAGCGCAAGAGACACCGUCUGCUCAUCAAGAAGCGCCGCUCGGAGGCGCGCCGCGAAGCCGAGUCGCAGUACUCGCGCCUGCUGGCGCUGCGCCGCCGGCAGGAGCGUGUGCGCCGCCACUCGCGCCUCUCCUCGAUCCGCGACUCGCGCAGCUCGCUGACGUCGGAGAAGGACAAGAAGUCGCUGGCCGCGGCCAAGAAGAAGGAGGCCGCCUCCAAGAAGGAAGCCGCCGCGCCCAAGAAGGAGGCGGCACCGGCCAAGAAGGCUGCGGUCGCGAAGAAGGACGCCGGCAAGAAGGACGCCGCCAAGAAGACCGUCGCCAAGAAGGAGGUGAAGAAGGAUGGCAAGAAGGAGGUGAAGAAGGAUGCCGCCAAGAAGGACGCCGGCAAGAAGGAGGUGAAGAAGGACGCCCCCAAGAAGGACGCGGGCAAGAAGGAGGUGAAGAAGGACGCCGGCAAGAAGGAGGAGAAGAAGCCGGCGGCAGCGUCCGCGCCGGCGGGCAAGAAGGCCGCAGCGAGCAGCGCGAAGCCGGAAGCCGCCAAGAAGGCCGCCCCGAAGACCGAGGGCAAGAAGCCGGCGGCAGCAGCGGCCGAGAAAAAGCCGGCCAAGAAGGAGACGGCGGCACCGGCAGCGGCUGGAGCCAAGAAGGAAGCCCCGAAGCGCAAGCCGGAACCGGCGGCCCAGCAGAAGGGUGAGGCCAGCGCAGCCAAGAAGGAGAAGAAGCAACAGCAGCCGAAGAAGAAGUAAUUUUCUUGCAAUCGGUAGCAGUGGCGAGUGGAAAAGCGUAAAAAAAUCCCGGUACCCGACCCCCAACGGCGCCGUACCGCGGCACCGAUGCUCCGAUCCUGACUUCGGACACCUGCGACCCGGGUUCGUUCCGGAUUCGCUACUAGGGGUUUUGUAAUUUAAUCUUAAACGAUAUGAAGAAAAACACAAUACAAAGGUAAUGAUAAAGGAUCGGACUUGGUGUACAA